CUCUGCAAAUCCAGGAGACCGACUGGCCAGACCUCAGGGGAGCCCACCCGUCUACACAAAAACUGCACAAUUGCUGCCCAGUCACAGCAACCAUGAGCCAGAACACUGAUGAUCAGCAGGUCAAGGAUAGCCUGGUUCAGCUGAGAUGUCACUUCACAUGGGACUUGCAAAUUGAAGACUCUGAAAUGCCUGAUUUGGAAAACAGAGUCUUAGAUCAGAUUGAGUUCUUAGACAGCAAACACGCAAAGGUGGGAAUACAUAACUUACUGGCCUAUGUGAAACACCUAAAAGGCCAGAACGAGGACGCCCUGGAGAGCCUAAAAGAAGCUGAAGACUUAAUCCAGAGAGAAUACCCUGACCAAACAGACCUGCGAAGUCUGGUGACCUGGGGCAACUUUGCCUGGGUGUAUUACCACAUAGGCAGACUGGCACAAGUCCAGACAUACCUGAACAAAGUGGAGAAAACUUGCCAGAAGUUUGGAAAUCUCUUCCGCUAUAGAGUGGAGUGUCCUGAGAUGGACUGUGCGGAAGGAUGGGCCUUGCUGAAGUGCGGAGGAAAGAAUUAUGAACGGGCCAAGGCCUGCUUUGAAAAGGCUCUGGAGAAGGACCCUGAAAACCCUGAGUUUAGCAGUGGGUAUGCAAUCACUGCCUACCGCCUGGAUGGCUUUAAGGCAAAAAUAAAAGGUCACAUGGAGUUUUCUUUGCACCCUCUAAGGCAAGCUGUCAGGCUAAAUCCAGAAGAUCAAUAUGUGAAGGUGCUCCUUGCCCUGAAGCUUCAGGAUGAAGGACAGGAAGCCGAAGGAGAGAAGUACAUAGAAGAAGCUCUGGCCAACAUGUCCUCCCAGACCUAUGUCUUUCGAUAUGCCGCCAAGUUUUACCGGAGAAGAGGCCAUCUGGAUAAAGCUCUUCAGCUCUUACAGUCAGCUUUGAAGGCAACACCCACAUCUGCCUUCCUGCAUCACCAGAUAGGGAUUUGCUACAGGGGACAAAUGAUCCAAAUAAACAUGGCUACAAACUCACAGCCUAGAGGGCAGGAUAGGGAAAAGGCAGACAGAAUCAUAAGAUCAGCCAUAUCUCAUUUUGAAUUUGCUGUGGACAUAAAGCCCACAUUUGAGAUCGCUUAUGUAGACCUGGCAAGAAUGUAUAUAGAAGCUGGCAAUUAUAGAAAAGCUGAAGACACUUUUCAAAAAGUGUUAACCAUGAACCCAGUGGUUAGAGAAAUAAUGCAAGAGGUACAUUUUUACUAUGGCCAAUUUCAGGAAUUUCAAAAGAAGUCUGAAGUCAAUGCACUUAUCCAUUAUUUAAAAGCAAUAACAAUAGGAGACCCUUCAGUUGCAAAGGAUAAAAGUAUCAAUUCUUUGAGGAAAUUGGCUUUUAAGAGACUUCAGAGAAAUGCAUCAGACCUGGAAAGCUUAAGCAUCCUUGGGUUUGCCUACAAAUUGAAAGGAAAUAUGGAGGAAGCCGUAGAGUACUAUGAGCGGGCCCUGAGACUGGCUGCUGAUUCUGCAAACUCACUAGGACGAGGUUUCUAGGCACUAAAAUAUCAGCCACUUUCACAUUUCAUUUACUUUUACAUUUAACAUGUACUAAUCAUCCUUUCCAGUGAAUCAUCAUCAUUCACUGUAAUGAUGUAAUUUUUAAACAGUUACUCAAAUCUGAUAAAAUAUUACUUGUAUUCAGAAAAUAAUGAAACUCGAUGAUACACUUUAAAACCAUGAAGAAUAGAGUAUAAAUGUCUUACUACAACAAAUAAGUAAGUGAGG
Otolemur garnettii (small-eared galago) is the source of this 1763-nucleotide messenger RNA. RefSeq names its product interferon-induced protein with tetratricopeptide repeats 1-like. Bases 93 to 1532 code for a protein of 479 amino acids. Gene Ontology annotation, biological process: defense response to virus. Lineage: Eukaryota; Metazoa; Chordata; Mammalia; Primates; Galagidae. Gene Ontology annotation, cellular component: cytosol. The record is from RefSeq and is a predicted model, not a curated record. The transcript is spliced from 2 exons. Gene Ontology annotation, molecular function: protein binding; RNA binding.